This is a messenger RNA of Tribolium castaneum (red flour beetle), 2002 nucleotides long. It is a transcript of the gene NELF-B, whose product is annotated as NELF-B. NCBI's taxonomy places the organism in Eukaryota, Metazoa, Arthropoda, Insecta, Coleoptera, Tenebrionidae. Gene Ontology annotation, biological process: negative regulation of transcription elongation by RNA polymerase II. The record is from RefSeq and is a predicted model, not a curated record. Gene Ontology annotation, cellular component: nucleus; NELF complex. Bases 171 to 1934 code for a protein of 587 amino acids. The transcript is spliced from 5 exons.
GACAGCAAAUGGUGUGUUUUUUGACAAUAUAUUUUCAUAAUGGGUUAUGAAAGCUGUGUGUUUAUAUUUAUUGAGAUGUGUAAUUGUAAUCUCUGUGAUACUAACACCGAAUUUAAGUGAUAAACUGCGUCGAUUUGAUGUUUUACUAGUGUAAGGAUUCGUACUGCAAAAUGUCUUCAUCCAGAAACGAUUUCCCUUUGGAAGCCCUCAAUAUACACGGGCCCACCUUCCUCAAACAUGCCUUAACUAGUUGCACUGAUCCGCUCAAAGCCAUUGAAGAGUUUCAGGUUACAAACGGGAUACUUUUACCCUCAUUACGCCCAAUGCUUCCAUUACUUGAUCUACACGGGGUGAGAAGACUGGAUUUUCACAUGUCAGUUGUAGAGGAACUCCGAGAGAAACUAAUCGCACACAUCAAUGAAAUCGGCAAGCAAGAAGGACGCGAAAGGGACAGGAAGCUGAAAGAUUUACUCGUAAAGAGUUUCCCUGUGGUCAAAGUGAAGGCUUUAAGGCCGAUAGUGAUGGCGAUUUUGAAAAACACACCACAGAUUGACGACAACUAUUUGAAAAUAUUAGUUAGAGAUCGGGAACUGUACAACGACACUGACACAGAAGUCAAACGGCAGAUCUGGAAGGACAACCAGUCGCUCUUCGGAGAUGAGGUCUCGCCUCUCUUGAGUCAGUACAUCAGCGAAAAAGAGAACGUGCUGUUCGAUCACACCAACAUCAGCACCCAGUUCUUCGGGCCUUCCCCCAAGGUGCGGCGCCAAGGGGAAGUCGUCCAGAAGUUGGCACACAUGAUUGGAAACAGUGUUAAAUUGUACGAUAUGGUGCUCCAGUUUCUUCGCACUUUGUUUUUGCGGACCCGAAACGUGCAUUACUGCACUUUGAGGGCCGAAUUAUUAAUGGCCUUACACGAUUUGGAAGUUCAGGAUAUAAUUUCGAUAGAUCCAUGCCAUAAAUUUACGUGGUGCCUUGAUGCCUGCAUUAGGGAAAAAAAUGUCGACAUUAAACGCUCAAGGGAGUUGCAAGGGUUUUUGGAUAACGUUAAGAGGGGCCAAGAGCAGGUGCUGGGCGAUUUAUCAAUGACUUUAUGCGACCCCUACGCCAUUAAUUUUUUGGCCACGUCGGCCAUAAAAAUCCUGCAUCAUCUCAUAUACGUAGAAGGGAUGCCGAGGGACAAUACGAUUUUAAUUUUGCUCUUGCGAAUGUUGGCUUUGGGUCUAAGUGCCUGGGUCAUGAUCGACUCCCAAGACUUCAAAGAGCCCAAACUGGACAGUCAGGUCGUUACGAAAUUUUUGCCGGCCCUAAUGUCGCUCAUGGUCGACGACCAAGUGCGGCAAUUGUCAGGCAAAUUGCCCCCAGAUGAACGCGAAGCUGCUAUCACAGUUAUCGAACAUUCGGGGCCCUUGCCCGAUGCAGUGGAGGCCUACAUUCAAGACAGUUCAGUCGCCAGUAUUCUCGCCAUGUACUACACCCUGAACGUGGCCCGGCUUAAAGACAGGGUGGGGCUGCUGCGAGUCUUGACGGUUUUGGCGAACUGUAAAGACGACCGGGCUUUUGAGGACCCGUUCCUCCACUCUCUCGUCAUUUUCCUUAUUCAUAAUCCGGAGGAGUUUCAAGCUGAGGAUUUUUGUACUGUUCUCUUCGACGAAUUCUUUUUUGCUGGGCUGACGAGGGAGAACGUGACAAGACAUUUACUGAAAUUGCUGUGGUAUGUACAUUCCCGACUGCCGGCUAGUCGUUUACACACGCUGAUGAAAGCGCUGCAACCGACGCACCAACACAGCGAAAAGGUUCACAAUUUGUACGAAACGCUUCAGACUAAGAUUAAUUCGCAAGAGGAGACUGCUGUACCUCUUGAAAUGGAUAUUGACCUCAACUCGCCUCUAAUGAGUGUGCCAACGCCUGCUCCGUAUCACCAUACGUUAUGAAAACAGUGGUAUUUUAUAAUUUUGUAGAGUGUUAUUUAUAAUUUCGUUUAUUAAAGACUAACAAUGCA